CGGAUGGGAAAGGGGAAAACCGCAGCCAGAAGCCAAUUUUCCGCGAUGUCUGACUAAGAAGUUUGCUCGGUACAACGACGACGACGACCACGAUAGCCGGAGUAAACGAAAAAAUAACGUAGAAAGUAUGCAAAAGUGGGAAAACAAAGAGAGGAAAAAUUAAGACAAAGUUAAACCACUUGAUGUACCCUUGGGUGUCCUGUGUUUGUGUCCUGGAGUGCCGCCUGUCGAGUGUCUUUUGCCGAAAUCACUUUUAAAAUUUGUUUGCUUUUGCCGCAUUCAAAAUGGAUAUUAGAAUGCCGCGCUAAAAUAAAAAAAAGCAGGAGCGUAAACAGGACAAACAACAGAAGCCGAGGAUAUCUCCAAGGAUGCGUGAGCGUCUGCCGUAACGUAAAAAAGGGAUUAUUGUGCAUCAUUUCGGCCCAUAACCGGAAUAAAGAGAAUAAAAGCGUGCCAAGGAGGUGAAGGAAGAAAUAUCCUCAAGUCGGAUUAGGCGAUAAAUUGUUACUGAAGUGUAAACGUUUUCUCACGUGUUAAAUCGUUAAAUAUAAACCCUCGCAGCUGUAUAUAUACAUACUCUAUUUAAGCCACAAUUGUUCCACAACAGCUCGGCCAUAUGGUCAUUGAAACUUAUUGCCAAGAACUUUAAACUGUGAGUUAAACGUGGCGCCUAAGAAAAGCCAUCGGGAAACUUGUUAAACACUAUAAAUGGUGCGAGUUCUUCAAGUUGUUUUUUGUGCCAAAAGUUUCGCCCAUUAGUCAUUGAGAACAUAGUGUGGAUAGUUUUGCAUGACGACCGUGCAAUUUAUUAACUUUUAUGCGACGGCCUGAGAAAGUGCACCGAAAAGGAUAUUUUAUGAAAUUAAUUGAGAAACGAUUAUGAAAGUCGCCAAUAAAACUUGACCACCCAACAAAGCCGAAAACACUUAAAUAAAUAUAUAAAUCAAGCUUAACGAAAAUAGUGCAAAUCGAGGGCAGAGUGCCCAGAAACUAAACAAUAAAACAGCAAAAAAUUCGCUUGAGAAAACGCAACGUAAAACUUGUGGCAGACGCAUAAAGAAGAGUUGCAAUUUCGGGUUUUUUUCUUCGGAAAAUGGAUAUAAAAUCGAAUGAAAUAAAGUGAAAUAAAGAAAAAAACGGAAAUAAAUAAAAUAGGUUGGAGAAGCCCCAAAAUGCAGGCUAGAAACAUCUAAGCCCCUUCCCCGAGCGCAUUAAUUCAAUAAACCUAUUUAUCUGGGACUUCGACUGGGAUUUGGCCGGAGGAGCGGAGAAUGCGACAAAGUUUGCCAGCCAAGACGGCGCAGUGCAAUCAGCAGGUCCUGAAACCGAGUCCAAGGAUCCAAAGGAGCCAGAUUCGAUGCCGCAAACGAGUCCCAAUUGGAGGCAGGCGGACAAUGAGCGCACAAAAGGCGCUGUAAGUGUCAUUGCAGCCAGGAACUGGGCCACUGGGACUGCCACGCAGGACGACUAGAGCCAGAAGAGCACCGUCACCAGCAGCGGAGCCAGAGUCAGGACCCGGAUAGCGACGUUGACAACUGAGAUGACAGCGGCCGGCGGAGACGGGGGGCGGUGGUGUCGCCAGUCCUUCGGCAGCUCCCCACCAGCAUCUUGGCGGCAUCUUAGCCCCGUCUCUGUGAUCCUGGUCCUGGUCCUGGUCCUUGGCUUUGGGAUGCAGCUUGUCACCUGCAGCUCCCCGGGGGAGCCAGCGCCAAUGAUACAGCCAGCAACGGCCACAAGAUCCACUUUGCCAGAUAGGCCAGUGACAACACAAAACGAUCUAAUUACGACAGCCAGCAACUUGACGACAGCAAAAAAGGCAGUGGCAGUGGCAGUGGCAUCAGCAUCAGCAGUAGCAGCAACCGAGGCAACAAGCUCACGGAGCACGGUCGUAGUGGCCCGGGGCAUGUCAUCAGCAGAUGUGGCAGGAGCCACGAUAGCACCGACCCAGUCAGCACAAAUUGGGCUAACUACUCAGUCCACAGACGGGCAAACAGAGGCACAGACAGGAGCAGCAACAUCCACUGUCACAGCAGCCACACAAGCCGCAACAGCAGCAGCAGCAACAGCAUCAGCGGCAUCAGCAGAGCUGCUCAUAUCAACAAUUUAUCCGCCAUCAACGGAGAAGUCGACGGAAACGGAAAUGGAAAUGGAUGUGCACAACUCCAUCGAGGCCAGCGGCAAGAUGGCGGCUGUUGAGAAUUCCCUGACCAAGGGUUUCUCCAUCCCGACAUUCCUGCCGCCAUUUCCCGUUUUCGCGGCCGCAGAUCUGCCAGCUUACCGCGCCGCUGCGGAUGCUGCCGCAGCGGCAGCGGCCAAGUUGGCGGCCGAAACGGCAAAGGCUGCGGCAGAGGCGGCAGCAGCAGUCGCAUCCUCCGAAGCGGUGACAAUGUCGCCGGAGGAGCAGCGCCGGCGAAUGUUUAAUGAGCAGCACUCCUACCUGGUCGCCCACCGGCAGGCGGCGGAUGGGACGGGACCGGCGGUGCGUCGCAAUCUAACAAUGCCCGUGCUAAACAUCACCGCCCAGAUGGGAAACCACGCCUACAUGCCAUGCCAGAUUCACCGCCUGUCGGACAAGCCCGUUUCGUGGGUGCGCAUGCGCGACAACCACAUCAUCAGUGUGGACGAGACAACUUUCAUAGCGGAUGAGCGCUUCCAGUCGAUCUUCCAGGAGGAUCACGACUACACGUGGUCCCUGCAGAUCAAGUACGUCCAGCCAAGCGAUGCCGGCUGGUACGAAUGCCAAAUGGCCACGGAGCCCAAGUUGAGUGCCAAGGUGCACCUACAGAUAGUCACACCCAAGACUGAGCUAAUUGGGGAUCAGAGCCGCUUUGUAAAGGCCGGCAGUAAGGUGGCCCUACACUGCAUCGUCCGGGGAACUCUGGAUCCGCCCAAGUACAUCAUCUGGUUCCGGGGCCAGAAGAAGAUAAGCGAGAUGGAUGAGCGAACCGGCUGGUACACGCAGCUGGAUCGUAACAUAUUUGGCACCGUGGGCGAUAAUCAGAAUACGAUCGGCUCAUUAAUCAUACCGCUCGUGCGGAAAGAGGAUUCCGGCAAUUAUACGUGCCAGCCGUCGAACAGUGUCUCCGUGUCCGUGGACCUGCACGUGUUAAGCGGUGAAUAUUCCGCAUCGGCCAUCAUGUCAGCGGCGGCAAGGACGACGAUGCCGUAUGGCAGGAGCACGUUCCAGUUGAUGCCGGGUCUCUUGGGAGUCCUCGGACUAGGAUUCGCACUCCUUCGGGCGCUGCAGGGAGCGAUGCACAGUGGCCCAACACCUUGGACGUGACUCGCCUAUUAAAUGUCGAAAUGGCGGUCUUCUGUGUCCGGUGUCCGGAUCCGUAGUCAAGUCCUUGUUCGCGGGGUCGUGGCAUUGGACUUCCAAUUAUUUGUAAGCUUUUGCGCCAUCUGCAGUUACGUAAUUUAGGUUAGAGAUUAAUUAAAGGCGGCCUUGUAAAUAGCGGAGAGCGGCGGGAGCCCAAUGGAGCUGGAUUGACGGUUCCGUAAUUAGGUUAAAUGUUACCAUAACUCCCAUCUCUGCGUGUCUCACAUACUCCCCAUACUGGAUUCAAUCUAAUGUACAUUCAAUUUAAAGCAUAACGUACACAGACAGACCCAUUCCAAGUUGUGAAAAUCGAAUCAAUAAUUAGAUUAUUGUCGCAAGCGAGUUAUUAAAUGAAAAUAAUA
Molecule: messenger RNA, 3681 nt
Organism: Drosophila serrata
Lineage: Eukaryota; Metazoa; Arthropoda; Insecta; Diptera; Drosophilidae
Gene: dpr17
Product: defective proboscis extension response 17
Biological process (GO): synapse organization
Cellular component (GO): neuron projection membrane
Source: RefSeq, a predicted model, not a curated record